Oryza sativa Japonica Group (Japanese rice) is the source of this 495-nucleotide messenger RNA. Lineage: Eukaryota; Viridiplantae; Streptophyta; Magnoliopsida; Poales; Poaceae. The record is from RefSeq and is a predicted model, not a curated record.
AUGGACGCCUUGCCGGCGCCGUCGCCGGAGAAGACGACGACGAGGGACUGGUCGGAGCUGCCGGUGGACGCGCUCUCGGUGGUCUUUGCCAAGCUCGGCGCCGUCGAGGUCCUCAUGGGCGCCGGCCUCGUGUGCCGCCCAUGGCUCGACGCCACCAAGCUGCCUCACCUAUGGCGAUGCGUCGACAUAGCUGCCAUGAAGAAGAAGAGAGCCGUGCUGUGCGUCAUGGCGGACGAGGCCGUCAAGCGCGCCGACGGCCAGCUCGAGGCGUUCAUGGCGGGAGCCUUCGUCACCAACAAGCUCCUCAAACAUGUAGGGGACAGCUCGCCCACUCUCAAGAGGCUUUGGCUCGAGUCGUGCUCAUUGGUGACCAGCAAUGGACUCGCCCAGAUGAUCGCCAUGGCUCCUCUUCUCGAGGAGCUCGUGCUCAGCUACUGCCGCAAGGUUGCAUCUGAAAUCGAAAAUCUUAAUUUUGAUAUAGAUAUAUUCAAUUAG